Messenger RNA from Myxocyprinus asiaticus (Chinese sucker), 2652 nucleotides. RefSeq names its product troponin I, slow skeletal muscle-like. The transcript has 6 exons. NCBI's taxonomy places the organism in Eukaryota, Metazoa, Chordata, Actinopteri, Cypriniformes, Catostomidae. The coding region runs from base 843 to 1298 and encodes 151 amino acids. Gene Ontology annotation, cellular component: troponin complex. Gene Ontology annotation, biological process: muscle contraction. The record is from RefSeq and is a predicted model, not a curated record.
GUUAUAAAAUGAAUGUGGAAAGAAUAGCGUAGAUCAUUUGAUCUUUGGAAAAAUUGAUGAAAGAUGAUUGCUGGCUUUGGUGUCUUGGCAAUUCUGAGCAGUUGAGAUAGGGAGAAAAAUUUGAGAAACAGGAGAAAUAUGCAAUGGGUUGAUUUGCUUUUCAUUUAAUUGCAUUGCUGUCUCUGAGAAACAAUUAAGAUAUUAAAAAGAUGAGCGAUUUUUAUCCCCUAUUGACUUUCAGAUUUUGCUGGCUUUUUAUUUAGUGUAUCAGUCAGGUAUUGUAUAUGUUUGUUCAUAAGGGUUAAAAAAAGGUUUAGAAUGCAUAGUUUGUGAAAGUAUCAUGUACCUCAAAAAUGGUGCUGAUGAAGUGCAUUUCCUCUUUACUCUAUCUUGAGUGUUAAAUGUAACUGCUGUUUACCAGUCACUGAUCCGCAUUUUUCAGAUUUGAGCAGAUUUUGACAAGUGAUUUGCACCAGUUUAGUCACAAGGGUUUCCUCUCUUCCUUCUUUAAAGGAAAUACUUAUCAGGUCACAAUGUCUGAAGCGUAAGUACUCUUUCUUUCAAGUUUUAUCUCUAGAUUCAUAUCUGUUAUCUUAAAUUAACAUGUUUAAAACUUUCCUACUUAUUCCUUUUCUCAUCAAUUGAAACUUGCUGGUUUAGACUGGUUAGUGGACUUCAUUACUUUCACUUUAAUAACUUGAUUCUUCUUUAUAUGUCUUAAAUAUCAAUAUUUUUAAUUCCAACGCAAUUUCCUCUUUAAAUCUAUUCAGAGACCCAAAUCUAAGAUUACGGCAUCCAGGAGGUUGUUUCUAAAGACGAAGCUUCUGAAGAAGGCAACCUCUAUGCUCGUAACUGAGGAAGAGGAGAAACAAAGGGAGAGAGAGACCACUUUGCGUGAGAGAGUGCCACCCCUACAACUGUCUGGUCUGUCUGUUCAAGAGCUUCAGGCUCUCUGCAAAGACCUCCUUCAAAAGAUUGAUGUUGUAGAUGAGGAGAGGUAUGACAUCUCUUCCAAGGUGGCCAAAAAUGAAAAGGAGAUUACAGAUUUGAACAUAAAGAUUACUGAACUUAGAGGCAAAAUGAAGAGGCCUGCACUCAAGAGAGUGAAGAUCUCAGCUGAUGCCAUGAUGAGAGUUCUUCUGGGCUCCAAGGUCAGAGAGUCUGUAGAUUUCAAAGCCAACCUCAAAACAGUCAAGAAAGAAGAGGAGAAGAAAGAAGAGGUGACUGACUGGCGUAAAAAUGUGGAAGCCAUGUCUGGAAUGGAGGGCAGGAAGAAGCUGUUUGAUGCUGGUCAAUAGAGGGUGAAAACUAUCAGAACUGACAUCAGGAAUCAAUGAUAAGUGCAGGGAUUCUAAAACUACUGAAAAUGAAUGUACAAUGUAAUGCAAAAUAUCUAUAUAUUAUUAGAACAACCACCUUUUAUGUGAAUGUUUUUUUCCAUUGUUGGUCAUAGCUUUGGAUCAUGACCUAAUGUUAAUGAUUGUCAGUGUUUCGUUUCACUUGAUAGAGGCACUGCAUGUUUUCAUAGAUAUUUAAAGUUGAAAUUAUGUCUCAAACCCUUUGUUCUUUUAGUGUCACAAUAGUUCCUAUGAUGUCAAGCUCAUUUUUUGUCUUAAAAAUAAACACAGUUUAAAGAGAAACUAAAUAAUUUGCCUUUUACUUUUUUCAGACCUUUGGAGAUGUUUGGAUACAAUGGCCCCAAAUAAAGCAGGACCUCUUCCCAUGCACCCCAUGUCUGUUUGACCUCACUUUAUAACAGACAUAACAUAACUGUAGUGUCCCGGAAAUACCUGCAGUUGUUCUAACAUCAAACAACAAUAUUUGUAAAUUUGUAUUAUUGAUUUUGAAUAUUGUAUACAGUAUCUGCUUUUUUUAGAACAUAAAGACACAACUUUUCCGUGAUAAUAAUAAUAAUAGAAAAAGUUACUACUUGAGAACAACAAACACUUAUUCCUGUUUUAAGGAAACAAACAAACAAACAAACAAAGAAAUGAGAGAUCACUCAAAAUGUUCCACGUCUACAGUAAUGUUGUGUGUUUAUGCUAACAAGGAUUAGACUGAGAAACAUACAAACAGUGGCAAAACCAUGACUUCUUUAUUGUUGAUAAAUACAUACCUGAGCAUCACUGAGUAAUGCUGCUAACUUUCCCAGAGUUUUUUAACAGCAUGGCCAACACGAGUAGAAUGCAUGGUAAAGCAAGGAAAUAUUUUCAGAUUAGACUAUCCUGAUAUAGAGUCACAAAUUCAUAACAUGAUAAAUAUGCUACAAUUUUUUCACAUUAUUAAAAUCAAAUCAGAAAUAUGUUUUUCUACUUUCCAUUGACAGCAAAAAGCAUCUCAUCUCUCAAUAUUUCUGGUCUCACUUGAUCCGAAUUCCAAAUGGCGGCAAAACCUGCAGCAUGAGAAAUACUCUGAUUCGAAAUGUGCAUCUCACACUAAUGUAAAGCUUAGUCACACUUUAGCAACAAAACAACAAAUAUAAUGUUAAAGGAAUAGUUCACCCAAAAAUGAAAAUUAUCUCAUUAUUUACUUACUCUGAUGUCAUCCCAGAUGUGUAUGACUGUCCUUCUUCAGCAGAACACAAAUUAAGAUUUUUUGAAGAAGGUAGAGCUCUGUCAGGUCCUUAUAAUGCAAGUAAACGGGUGCCAGCAA